Daldinia vernicosa is the source of this 1627-nucleotide messenger RNA. Its product is annotated as ornithine carbamoyltransferase precursor-like protein. The coding region runs from base 500 to 1567 and encodes 355 amino acids. The transcript has 3 exons. Gene Ontology annotation, molecular function: amino acid binding; ornithine carbamoyltransferase activity. Gene Ontology annotation, biological process: L-citrulline biosynthetic process. The record is from RefSeq and is a predicted model, not a curated record. Lineage: Eukaryota; Fungi; Ascomycota; Sordariomycetes; Xylariales; Hypoxylaceae. Gene Ontology annotation, cellular component: mitochondrion.
CAGGGUAGCAGCCCUGCUAGGGUACCUGCAGGUAAUAUGUAAACAGGUACCUAACCUACUGUACAACCUCCCGAAAUCGGCCAGCUGACAGACACCUGUUUGCCCUGAACCUGGCUAUCGUAUCUCGAUAUCUCCACAAAGUUGCGCUGGUGUCACGACGAAGAGCGGAUUCAAUGGUGACUCUUAUCUCGUCCGUGAUUCUUAUUCUUAGAUGAAGCAAUUGGAAAUACCUCACUUCGAAUCUUGAAUUGAAUCUUUUACCAGUUUCACGGUCAUUAGCCGGAUAUCUCACUCUUUUAUAGUAAAUAAACGGCACCUCAUCAAUACCGAAUUUCUUAAGAGCUAAGAGCUAAGCCAGUAGCUAUCUUCACUUACACUAGAAGCCUACGCCUUGGCAACUUCAUACUUCUCCAAUCUCCAUAGUUGGUGAUAACGAUAUACUCGACCCGAGUACAUAUCUCCAACCUAAAUCAGGAAAUCACAUUUCACUACUGCAAAGAUGCGGUCGUCGGCUCUUCGAUCAGCCAAAAGCGCACUUCCCUAUGCAACGAGGAAUUACUCCACCCGGGUUCCCGUUCGACAUCUUAUGUCAAUCAGCGAUUUGACGGGUGCUGAAUUUUCACAACUGGUGUUAAAUGCCGCGGCUCGCAAAAAUGCUGUUAAGUCUGUAGGCAUUCCGGCACGCCUAAACAAAAAGUUAAAGGGGCAGACGGUGGCCAUGAUGUUCAGCAAGUUAAGCACCCGUACCAGAGUCUCAACGGAAGCCGCCGUGGCUAUGAUGGGAGGCCAUCCUAUGUUCCUUGGAAAAAACGACAUUCAACUAGGAGUAAACGAGUCGUUGAGGGACACGUCCAAGGUUAUCUCAUCCAUGACAUCCUGCAUGGUGGCUCGAGUCGGGCCUCACAGCGAUGUCGCGGACUUAGCCAAGUACUCGAGCGUUCCGGUUAUCAACGCGCUGUCUAAUGAUUUCCAUCCCCUUCAAAUAAUUGCUGAUUUCCUUACGAUCCAUGAGUCUAUUCCCAGGUCUUCUACGGAGAGUGUCGUACCAAAGGGGUUGAAGGUGGCUUGGGUUGGAGACGCAAACAACGUAUUAUUCGACUUCGCCAUCGCUUGUCUGAAAUUAGGUGUCGAGAUAUCAGUUGCUACGCCUCGGGGCUACAGCAUCCCACAGGACAAAGUAGAAUUGAUUACAAGUCAAGCCGAGUCCACAUCUACACCAGGUGUUCUGAACCAAACUUAUGUUCCGGAGGAGGCUGUGAAGGAUGCUGAUAUUAUAGUAACUGAUACCUGGAUUUCCAUGGGCCAAGAAGAGGAGUCUAAGAAACGACUAAAGGAUUUCGCUGGUUUCCAGGUCACCAAGGAGCUUGCUAAGCGAGGUGGAGCAAAGCCGGACUGGAAGUUUAUGCACUGUUUACCUCGUCACCCUGAGGAGGUCGCCGAUGAAGUUUUCUACUCUCGCCGGUCCCUCGUCUUCCCCGAAGCAGAAAAUAGGCUCUGGGCUGCUGUUGCGGCACUCGAAGGGUUCGUGGUAAAUCGUGGAGAAAUAUGCCCAACUUCUCAUGCGUAAUUCUGGAGAAGGUGAUAUUGUUUACUAUGGAAUAGCAUAUACUGGGUUAUGUGAGAUUGG